This is a messenger RNA of Hordeum vulgare subsp. vulgare (domesticated barley), 1263 nucleotides long. RefSeq names its product DNA-directed RNA polymerases II and IV subunit 5A-like. The record is from RefSeq and is a predicted model, not a curated record. The transcript is spliced from 4 exons. Gene Ontology annotation, molecular function: DNA-directed RNA polymerase activity; DNA binding. Bases 19 to 945 code for a protein of 308 amino acids. Gene Ontology annotation, biological process: DNA-templated transcription. NCBI's taxonomy places the organism in Eukaryota, Viridiplantae, Streptophyta, Magnoliopsida, Poales, Poaceae. Gene Ontology annotation, cellular component: RNA polymerase III complex; RNA polymerase II, core complex; RNA polymerase I complex.
AGAAAAAGUGAUUGCUUCAUGGGAGAUACUCCAUUUAGCAACGUUACAGAGCCGACCAGUCAGAACACACGCUGUAAAGUCGGCCCGUAUUGGGCACUGCUCACUGCUGUUACCGGGGCCCCACCGGUCAUCCGCGGAAGCAACUUGGAGGCGCGCGUGACAAUAUUCUAUCCGCGCAGCCAACCCACUUGCUGGAUUUGGAGAAAAGCAGAGUGGGCCGACGUCGUCGCCCUCCGCAGGUCAAGCUCGGCAGCUGCAGCUCCGCCUCGAAACCGAAGCCGCCGCCGGCAGCGGGGGAGGAGGAGGAGGGUGAUGGCGUCGGGCCUGGUGACGGAGGACGUGACGGUGGGGCGGCUGGUCCGGAUCCGGCGCACGGUGAUGCACAUGCUGCGCGACCGGGGGUACCUGGUGGUGGAGCACGAGCUGUCCAUGACCCGCCGCGACUUCCAGCGCAAGUACGGCGAGACCUUCCACCGCGAGGACAUGCUCAUCAACAAGUGCAAGAAGAACGACCCCAACGACCAGAUUUACGUGUUCUUCCCCAACGACGAGAAGGUGGGGAUGAAGCACAUCAAGAAGUACGUUGAAAUGAUGAACGCCGAGAAAGUCUCAAGGGCUAUAUUGGUUGUGCAACAGAACCUCACCCCAUUUGCGAAAUCGUUCCUCCAAGAACUGGAGCCAAAGAUCCACUUGGAGGUUUUCCAGGACGCCGAAAUGCUUAUAAAUAUCAAGGAACAUGUUCUUGUUCCGGAGCAUCAAGUGCUUGCUAACGAGGAAAAGAAGACGUUAUUGGCGCGGUACACUUUAAAGGAAACUCAGCUACCAAGAAUACAGAUUACGGAUCCCAUUGCGAGGUACUAUGGCCUCAAGCGAGGGCAGGUGGUGAAGAUCAUCAGGCCCAGCGAGACAGCCGGCAGAUACGUCACAUAUCGCUAUGUUGUAUGACAGUACACAAAGUGAAAUCAAGGAACCAAGAACAUGGUGAUUUUUGCAGUUACACACAUGACACAUGACACACAUACCCAUUCGCUUGCUUGGAGAAAAACGGCAUCGCUUCAAGCCGCCAUUCUUAAGGAUCGUAUGCCUGUUACGUAAGUGGAUUUCUUAAUAAGCCGAGUGUAUGGAGCAUAAGCAAAAUCCUCAUGUUGUACCAUUGUUUCAAGAACUUUAUAGAACAAUACAGAACAGAAACUAGUGUGUUGAGAGCCAUGGAAGGCUCUGCAGCUCCGAUUGCUAUAUCAUUUGAAUGAACCAUUCUUGAAA